GAACGACUUCCUUUUUCUUAAACAUUUCACCAGAGAGAAGGGCUUUUCUCCAUAUGGAGAAGCUAAUUUUUUCUCCUUUUUUUCAGCUUCAAGUGCUUUUGGAUGAUAAUUGACCAAAUUAUCCUGUCUUCUCCCCAAACGUUCUUUCCCCUCUACUGGUUCCCAAAAUGUUCUUAAAAUGAGAACACCAGCGACAGCUGAUCGACGAAGAAGACCAAACUCAGAUUCAGACCAAAACCCAAUAUUACAUUCUUGAUUUGCUCUUUCUCUAUUUGUUAAAACAGUUGAUAGAGAAAAGCUAGAAAAAAUUCUUCUUCUUUUGGACAUGAAUGGACUCUGGGGAUUCGAGCUGUUGAAGCUCAAGAUGAUGGUGGUCAUGCUGUUAAUGCUGGUUUUAUCAUUGUUUGAGCAGAAUAUGAGCUUCUCCUCGCCGUUGAACAGUGAAGGUUUGGCUUUGUUGAGGUUCAAACAGAGAGUGGUAAGUGACCCCUUUGGUGCUUUAUCGAACUGGAAGGAAAUUGAUGGAGAGAUUGAUCCGUGUUCUUGGUUCGGGGUCGAAUGCUCUGAUGAAAAAGUUGUAAUUUUAAAUUUGAAAGAUCUUUGCCUUGUUGGGAACCUGGGACCUGAAUUUGGGAAGCUGGAGAAUUUAAAAUCUAUUAUAUUGCGCAACAACUCUUUCUCUAGAAGCAUUCCUUAAGAAAUUGGGGAAUUGAAGGAGCUGGAGUUGUUGGAAUUAGGAUUCAAUAACUUUAGUGGACCAUUUCCAUCUGAUUUUGGCAGCAAUCUCUCCUUGACAACACUUUUACUUGACAACAAUGAGUUUCUUGGAAAUCUAGCACCUGAAAUAUACAAGGUUAAGAUGCUUUCUGAAUUUCAAGUAGAUGAGAAUCGGCUAACUGAUGCUGCUACUAUACCAUCUUGUAAAAGUAGUGGUUUCCCCUGAUAAGCAAUUAAAGUUGAUGCAAUAUAUCAACUUCCUUUGAUACUUUUCUGACAAUGCAUCCAUCUUAAGAAGAAAAAGUAGUUCUACAUCUGCAUUAUUGAACAAAAUCGAUACUUCUACAUUUUGAUGUUCUUUCAAUUUUAAAACUAUAUGAGCAAAAUGAAAUGGACUAGGAUACUGCAAAGGAGUAAUCACUUUGAUAAUAAGUAUUAUUUAAUGAAAUCUUCUACAUAUUCCUUAAUGUUUUUGUCAUUGAGUUUAAGUUGGAUUAUAGAUUCAAUUGUAUUUAUUGUUCCUUGACUGUGUUGUGUUGCAUGUAUGUACUAAAAUUCCCUAGCAUUGCAUCAAUAUCAUAUUGUUAUUCAUGUCACAUGAUGAAUGAGCAGUUUUCAAGUUUCUUAAUGAAGUCAAUCAAAGUGGAGAGCAGCAGUGUUCCUAUGAGUUGUAUUUCAUGGUUCACCUUGCCACAAUACCAGUCACUGGGACUGGUAUCAACCCUGCUAGGAGCUUUGGAGCUCCUGUGAUAUACAACAAAGUGGAGGUUGAUCAAAACACUCAUCAUGCAAAGCUAGUAAAUAUCCCAGGAAGCUACACAAAGCCUGUCGAGUAAAAUUUUUUUGGCUAUUUUGGUAUAGUGUUUUUUUUAUACAUAUAUGUAAUGCUAUUUUAGUAUAGUUGACUCGUAGGUGUCAUUCUUUGAAGAAUUUUUUCCGAUUUGUACACUUCUUUUAGGAACUGAUCUAGAAAACAAGAAGCUUGACCUUGAAAUCCGAUUUUAUAGUGGUACAAUUUGUAGAUGAAGAUAUAGAAAAUUGUCUUUCCCCUCUGUCUUGAUGAUUCAGUUUUUGCUGACAUCUGGGAAUGAAUUUGCUUUUAUAUGUGUAUUGUUCAUCAUGUUCCAGAACACUUGAUAUUUCUUGGUACAGAUUAUGCAUUGACCUUUUGAUUGUUCUUGCAA
Gossypium raimondii (Peruvian cotton) is the source of this 1901-nucleotide messenger RNA. Its product is annotated as protein MALE DISCOVERER 1. NCBI's taxonomy places the organism in Eukaryota, Viridiplantae, Streptophyta, Magnoliopsida, Malvales, Malvaceae. Bases 326 to 697 code for a protein of 123 amino acids. The record is from RefSeq and is a predicted model, not a curated record. The transcript is spliced from 6 exons.